This is a messenger RNA of Dioscorea cayenensis subsp. rotundata (Guinea yam), 691 nucleotides long. RefSeq names its product 26S proteasome regulatory subunit 6B homolog. Gene Ontology annotation, molecular function: proteasome-activating activity; ATP binding; ATP hydrolysis activity. Gene Ontology annotation, biological process: proteasome-mediated ubiquitin-dependent protein catabolic process. Gene Ontology annotation, cellular component: proteasome regulatory particle, base subcomplex. NCBI's taxonomy places the organism in Eukaryota, Viridiplantae, Streptophyta, Magnoliopsida, Dioscoreales, Dioscoreaceae. The record is from RefSeq and is a predicted model, not a curated record.
GUCCCAGAAUGGUUCGUGAUGUUUUCCAUCUUGCCAAAGAGAAUGCACCGGCAAUUAUUUUUAUUGAUGAGGUUGAUGCUAUUGCGACUGCUCUUGAUGCUCAAACUGGCGCUGACAGAGAAGUUCAGCGUAGUCUCAUGGAGCUCUUAAAUCAGAUGGAUGGAUUUGACCAAACAGUGAAUGUGAAGGUUAUAAUGGCAACAAACAGAGCCGAUACUCUAGACCCUGCCCUAUUACGUCCCGGUAGACUUGAUAGGAAAAUCGAGUUUCCCUUGCCUGAUAGAAGACAAAAGAGGCUUGUAUUUCAGGUCUGCACUGCCAAAAUGAAUCUCAGUGAUGAGGUUGACUUGGAAGAUUAUGUUUCUCGUCCAGAUAAGAUUAGUGCCGCUGAGAUUGCAGCAAUCUGUCAGGAAGCAGGAAUGCAUGCUGUCCGGAAAAACCGGUAUGUGAUUCUUCCCAAGGACUUUGAGAAAGGCUACCGGACAAACGUGAAGAAGCCUGAUACUGAUUUUGAUUUCUACAAGUGAGAGACCUCAGUUUGUGAAAACUUUCAACUUUCAAUUUACUUGGUACCAUUCCACUACUAAAUUUCAUGUAAUUGCACCUCAAAGUUUCAUAUCUGGUUUCCUCUCUUUUACCCAGUUCAUUCACAUUAGACAGUGACUGCAAAUGACUUGGCUAAGAACUGAAC